AUGCUCUGGCUCCGUCGAGGCGUCCUCGCCCAGCUCCCCUCGUCUCCCUUCGCCUCUCCCUUAUCCCGUCUCCGCCGCCUCCUCUCGGCCGCCGCGCCCGCCAUCUCCCCAAGCACCGGGUUCGCCGUGGAGGAGUACCUCGUCUCCACCUGCGGCCUCACGCGAGCACAGGCCGUUAAGGCCUCCCCCAAGCUCUCCCACCUCAGGUCCCCUGCCAAGCCCGACGCCGUCCUGGCCUUCCUCGCCGGCCUCGGCCUCUCCGGCGCCGACGUCGCCGCCCUCGUCGCCAAGGACCCGCAGUUCCUCUGCGCCAAAGUGGAGAAAACCCUGACGCCCGUCGUCGUCGGGCUCUCUGGCCUCGGCUUAUCGCGUCCCGACAUCGCGCUCGUCGUCCCGCUCGCCGCCCACAAAUUCCGCCAGAAAGCAAUGGUCUCCAAGCUGCAGUACUACCUGCGCAUCUUCGGCUCCUUGGACACCUUCCUCCGGGUGAUGAAGUUUGCAAAUGUCCUCUCAUGCAGCGUCGAGAGGGUGAUCAAGCCCAAUGUCGCGUACCUGCUAGAGUGCGGCUUAGGUGAUUGCGAUAUUGCCAAGUUGUGCAUCUCAAGACCGAGGAUGAUCGCCAGCAACCCGGAGCAUGUUCAGGCAAUGGUGGCGUGCGCUGAAAACAUAGGUGUGCCUCGUGGCUCUGGGAUGUUCAGGCAAGCACUUCAGUCUGUUGCAUUCCUCGGCGAGGAGGAGAUCACAAUCACGGUGGCGUACUUGAAGAGCACGUUCAGGUGGACGGAUGCUGAGGUGGGCAUGGCUGUUUCUAAGUUUCCACCGGUGCUGAGGAGGUCCAAGAAAUCACUGCAGCGCACAUUUGAGUUCCUCAUCUCUGAGGUGGGCUUGGAAUCGGCAUACAUUGCUCAUCGACCCGUACUGCUAGGUCUCAGCCUAGAGGGCCGGCUCAGGCCCCGAUACUACGCUGUAAAGUUUCUCAAGGAAAAUGGAUUGCUCAAGUGUGACCCAAGCUACUAUACUGUUUUCAAGGAGUCCGACAUGACAUUCAAGAAGAAGUUCAUACACCCUCAUAAGGAAGCUGCACCGCACCUUGAAAAAGACUACGAUGCUGCUUGCAAAGGGGAAGUGCCCACUGAUUUCAGAUUCACAUAA
Messenger RNA from Triticum turgidum subsp. durum (durum wheat), 1152 nucleotides. NCBI's taxonomy places the organism in Eukaryota, Viridiplantae, Streptophyta, Magnoliopsida, Poales, Poaceae. The record is from the annotation of a GenBank genome assembly.